Molecule: messenger RNA, 4658 nt
Organism: Acanthaster planci (crown-of-thorns starfish)
Lineage: Eukaryota; Metazoa; Echinodermata; Asteroidea; Valvatida; Acanthasteridae
Biological process (GO): phosphorylation
Molecular function (GO): kinase activity; ATP binding
Source: RefSeq, a predicted model, not a curated record
CGAAUUUUGACCGGAGCCUUGAUAUGCAUGCAUUCUCUGUCACAGGCAACUUCACCGUUAAGAUACAAGCCGAGAUAGGGGAGCAACUGCACCUGGACGUGGAAAGAGAGCAGAAGUUGGCAGUGUGUGUGGCCCUGACUAGCUACCGGGCCAACGGCGUGACUGGUCAGGGAGUCUGCCAAACGAUGAUCAGAUCUAACGAAAACUGCCGUAUCUCUCCCCAAGACACGCUUAAACUCUACAAGGAGCCAGAGAACCUCUCUGCAGAUGAUUUAGCUUCCUGGGUUCUGCCGUUGGCGGCGUCCUCCUGUCGCCUUUCGUCGCUGACAGGAGGCAAGGGCUCACAACUUGCAAUGUUGAUUGAACUCACCAAACAGAGGGAUGUCGAGUUUGAAGUUCCCAACGGAGUUUGCGUUACGACAACAGCAUUCAACCGGCAUCUUCAGCUUCAUGAGAAAUUGCAAACCGCCAUUAAGACACUGAGCGAGGUGUCUUGUGGGAUACAAGAUGGCGAUUUGAAGACAUCAUGUGACAGCACUGUAGCAGUGUUCGGCGAAACCGAGUUGGCUGACGACAUGAAGAUGGAGAUUUCCCACCAAUUUCGUGAAGUCCUAGGAAGUCCCACGGAUGGUCAGUCGUAUGCCGUGAGAUCGUCGGCAGUCGGCGAAGAUACCCCUCAGAUGUCAGCGGCGGGACAAAUGGAGACCUACCUCGGCAUGGACUCAAUGGAUAAAAUUCUCACGGCGGUGCAAAAGUGUUGGGCAUCACAGUUUUCCUUCCAGGCCGUCCAGUAUCGAAGACAGUACGGCCAACCUGUGGAAUCCUCCAUGGCGGUGGUGGUGCAAGAAGUAGUUCCCGCCGGAAGUGCAGGUGUGGUGUUCAGUCGAGAUCCCAUCACUGGAAACCCAGCACAGAUUGUCAUCAACGCAAACUUCGGACUUGGUGAGUCCGUGGUUGCCGGUGUGAGCGAAGCCGAUACCAUCACACUGACGGUGGACGACCAGAAGGGCUUAACGAUAAGCGAGAAGAAGAUAGGGAGGAAAGAAGAAGCGAUAUUCGUAGGAGACGAAGGGGGCACCAAAGUGACGUCACUGCCCUCGGCUGAGUCUAUCAGAUGUGCACUCUCAGAUGACACGUGUUUGAAGCUCGGCCGCAUUGCGCUUAUGUUGGAUGAGUAUUUCGCCGACGCCAGGGAUAUCGAAUAUGCAGUGGUGAGAGAUACUGUAUACCUUCUUCAGGCACGUGCUAUAACAACGUUCGAUGUACCGGGCCGAUACGAGCUGCUACACGAGUUUGAUACAGGCAUACCAACCGAUCGAGUCCUCGUCACAACAGGCAAUUUGCAGGAGAUGUGUCCUGGCAGCGUUACGCCAAUGACAUUCACUCACUUCUUUUGGGAAUGUGACCUCAGUUUCCAGCUGGACCAGCUGACACUCGGUAGGCCUGUGAUUCUACCCAACUUCAGAACGGUCUACGUUUUCUAUAACCAGGCAUUCUUCAACUUGACGGACCUGGUUUAUGGUACGACACGAGCCAGCAUGUUCACAACGAAAGAUAUGGGACUUGCGAUCAGCGGCAAAAAUGUAGAAGACAAAGACCUAGAUGAAUCCUGCAGGAUUGUUUCAGACCACCGUCCUCCUUUGCCUGGUUGGCGCUUGCACUUCAACACGCUCAAGUCCAUUAUGAAAUGGUGGGGGAGUCGACAACAUCUGGAAGCUCUCUUAGACCGAGUUUUGCAUACCCUGACUAAGCACUGGACGACUGCGCAAGAGCAGUUUGAUGACAUCAUGGCGAAUAUGAAAUCUGAAAUUGCUCUGGGCACGAUGUACCACCUCCAUGAAGGCAGCAAGACCUUAACCAGCCGACAGUUCAUCAUCGGGAUCCUUAGCAGAGCAUCAAAGGUUAUAAAUGCGAAUGCUGAGGCCGCCAUGUUGCUCUCCUCGUGCCCAGGGGUCGUGAGUGCCGAUGUACCUCUCGCCAUUGAGAGAGUUAGCCGGGCCAUAGUUCACGAAGGGAUGGGCGACACUUUCCAAAAUAUGGCUCCAGAGCAGGCACUAGCUUGGAUCCAGUCUCCCUCCAGUGGGUCGGCCGGAACUGCCUUCGCUGACUUCUUGAAAGUCCAUGGACAUAGGUGCAUCAGGGAGGUUGAGAUGCGAGAGAAAUCCUGGGGGAUGGAACCAGUCCAAACAAUACCGAUUUUACAGGCUAUUUUAGCGUCUGGUUCCCUCUCAACAUCCACAAACAAGACGUAUCUGAGUGCUGAGGAGGCUGUCUCCCGACUCAAUGUUCCCCUUUCGAAGAUAGUAAGGCUGCUAAUGGUCAAAUUACUCGUUCCUUGGGCCCGCAAGUCUGUCGCCAAACGAGAAUAUAGUAAGUCUAUGGUAAUACGACUGAAUCACCACAAGAAGGAAGCUUACUGGAGACUUGCAAGACUCAUGGUCAGAGAGGGCCGCCUUCCUGAGGAGGAUUUGUUGUUUUUCUUCACACCUACCGAGAUCGGUCGUUUACUCAAGUAUAGAUCACCCGCUCUCGUUUCCAGGGCUCUACGGAGGCGUCGUAUCCUGCCCGAGCAGAACCAGUUCAGGUUCCCGCUCAUCUUCAAUGGAAUACCGCAACCGAUUUCUGAAGAAGCAAAGUCGGACAGUGCUGAAAUUCAGUUGCAAGGUUUGCCCAUCAGUCCAGGGGUUGUAAAAAGCACAGCCAGGGUCGUCAAAACUCUGCAGGAUGCGGCCAGCAUACAGCGAGGAGAUAUUCUAGUCACAAGAAUCACAGACAUUGGUUGGAGCCCAUACUUCCCUCUCAUUAAGGGUCUGGUGACAGAGAUAGGUGGAAUCAUGUCUCACGGUGCUGUUGUCGCUCGUGAGUACGGCCUGCCUUGCGUUGUCAAUGUCCAGCGGGCUACCGUUGUCUUCCAGUCAGGUGACGUUGUUCUCCUCGAUGGAGGCAAGGGGACCAUCUGUAAAAUACAGAGCGAUGAGGACUGAACGCGUCUUGUUAGGGAUGGAUGCCCUAUACAGUUCAUAAGCGGAAUGAAUACCUUAAUAUAGUUUCCUGGCUUUGAAGUUGAGGAGGAGGCCCGACUGUUGUUCCACGGCCAUAUUGGAUGAAUAUUUUCCUAUUAAUUUUUCCUCGGAUGUGCAUUGUCAGUGGCAAAUGAAUUCCGCUUGUGAGAUGUUUGUCGGUUUGGAUUUUACUGUGAAACAAAAAAAUUCUGGAAAUUAUUCUCGAAUUUCAGUCUGGUGCUUGAGAUUAGUGAAAGCAAUUGUUAGUGGCAAAUGAAUUCCGCUUGUGAGAUGUUUUUCGGUUUGGAUUUUACCAUGAAACGAAAUUUUGGAAAUUAUUUACGAAUUUCAGUCUGGUGCGUGUGAUUAUUGAAAGCAACGAACAUGCGUUGAAAUUAUGAUUUAAAUCGCUCGUUUUUAAAGCAUAGGGCCUAUAUAUCGACACCCCAUCAGCACACUGGUUAUAAAUUUCGUGCACAUGUUUUUUUUUCAAGGGGGCGCCACAAGAAAAUGCGCUGUAGCUACUAUAGCUUUUGUUCACAGAUUGGGGGGGGCACCAGGGGCAGGGGCAUCCUCUGGGGGGGCACGUGGCCCCUGUGGCCCCCCAAGUUUCGCUACUGAUUCUACCAUGAUAAAUCAAGCUUUGACAUUGAAAGUAAAGACUGUGAACCAUUUGCCUUCUGUAGCAAGGAGUUUUUCUCUAAAGGCAACAAUUGCUCCGUAGAUAGGUCCAGUGCAUUUGAAAUUCUGAUAUUUGUGUUCCCACUUGCAUAUGUAUUGUCUGAAUGAAGACAUUUUCUCAUUAAGCGAUAAUAGUAAUUAUUCCCACAUUUCUUAGUAGGUAGUUUAAAGUACUUUGGACAUGCAUAGAUUUAAUACCUUUGAGUAAGCCGUUGCUGUAAACUUUGAAAUACAAUUUCCUGUCGGCCGCCUUCAUGCUUCUGUUAUGUUUACUGCUGCAUAGAAUUCCAUUGCAAACUUAGCCACUUCAGGAUCUUCACCUGACUACUAUUGACCAAUCAACUGUAGAGCUGUCAAACUAUUUCAUGAAUAUGCAAUUAACUGUAGCAGAGCUGUUCCUGCAAUCUGCAAUCCUGGCCAAAUCUCGUUGGGCCCCCAACUCCAGGCCCCCUCUUAAUAAUUGAGUAUCAAUGCGCGGGGAUUAGGGGCCUGGGGAGGGUAACUAUGUCUGCAUUGAUACGAGUCCCAACAAUUUUGGCCAGGAUAGAAGAAUAUCAUCUGAUCUAUGAUGUGGACUGCAGAUCACAUCUCUUAGUAUACUGCGCACGGAAACUGAUGUUAUGCUAAUUAGAAUUACCUAACUCUCCACGCCGUGAACUUAUCUUACACAAGUCAUGCAGAACUCACUGUAUACUUGUCACCUAUCACAGGAUGUUAUAUCACUGUAAUAAAAUAACGAGCAAACCAGCACUGAAAAUACCUACCUAUUCGACGAAACAUGAGCCACGAUGUUUUAUGAUGUGACAUGUUGUGUGGAUGUAGUAGUAACUUUACACUGCAGGGCCUUGACCCCGAGGAUUAAGAGGGUCAAAGUCUUGGCCUCGAGGUUCAAAUUCUUUAGUCCAACACUGGCUUGUACUCAGACUGACAUAUGUGAAAUGGAAUUUGAAUAUUCAUUAACAAUCCCAUUUUGCA